CAGCCCAUUUUCAUCCUCACUCACUAUCUCUAACAAAACUGGCCACCCGGCCAUCUCUCUCUCUCUCACAGACACACACACACACUUUCUCUCUCUAAAAGCCUCUCAGUCUCUCUCUGGAAUUGACAAAGAUGAAGUCUAUGCAGCCUCCAAGGAGAAAAGCGCCUCCGCCUUCAGAUCUAACUAUAAGGCCUUGGAUUCAAAGGCUUCGCCGGCGGCUAAGUUGAAGAGUCUGUUGCCACCAAGGCCGCUGCCGUCAAAUCCUCUCAAACGUAAGCUGGGACGCUUCCUAAGAACUCCGUCCAUGAAGCCUCUGGAUCUCUUCGUCGAGUGAUUGAGUUUCUGGGCUGCGUUCCUCUGCUUCAGCGCCUACCCAGCUCCUCACUCAAGAAAAUCGCCCAGCUCAUAAUUCCAAAGCACUACGGUGAAUCCCACAACCUCAUUUUUUACUGUGCUAUGAAAUUUCAAUUGUGGUUUUGUAUGCUCUCAGGGAUGGCACUGUCAGUUGACUGAAGAACCAUUUAUCGCUGUGAAGGAACUGCUGAAAACAGCUAUCAGUCGUGCAACGUCCAGAAAUGAUUGGAUGACUAUCAGAGAUGCCCUUGACGUGUCUGCUGAAAUGUUUAAGAAGGAUGGAAAUAAUGUUUCAGAUUAUGUUCAGCGUCAUCUUACAUCUUUGUCCAUUUGGGAGGAAUUACGUUUCUGGGAAAGCUACUUUGACUGUCUAAUGGAAUGGUCUUCAAACAAUGCUUAAAAUACUUGUGUUGCAGGACCCAGUAAUCAGGCCACUACAUGAACUGGAGAAAAGUAACUUGGAAGAUAUUCUAAUUAAACGACCAGCAGAGGAAUGUCUUGUCUCAGUUGCUGCGUCUCUUUUUCCAUGACUGCUUCAUUGAGGAGGUCGGCCAACUAUGCCUCUUUGGUGACUGAUCAAUCUUUGGUGGAAUUACACAUGGCUGGACUAGGACUUCCUGAUCUUGAUGCAUGGUACAUGAUUGAAACAAUAGCUGAGAAGAACAACAUUGGAUACACACAAUUUAUAAAGCUGAGGGGGUUAUUGUCGCAUGUUCAACAACUACGAAUUGGUUACUGGGGAAUCAGUUCUUUCAAGGCCCAAUCCAUGUCUCAUGGAUUAGCAUCUCCACGUUCAAAAGAUGCUGCAGUUGAGAGUCAGCAACCUGCCGAGGCCUCCGGUGUUGGGAGGAGCUGGGUUCAGAGCAUGUUCAGUAGGGAUAAUUCAACCAGAUUAAACUCUUUCAGUCGUGUUCGCAAAUGGACUUCUGAUGGUGGCUCUCCAGGUAGUUCAGUUGCUAAAAUUAGUUGCUUGCAUUUUAUGUUUUUUCGAUACAUCACCAUAAUUUCUUGUCAUGAAGCUACAAAUGAAAAUGGGACAUCUCGUAAGAGAGAAUUAUCUGCAGCUGGACAGAAGAAAACCCAAACCAAUGUUCUAGUACUUAGAGGCCAUACUGGCCCUAUCACUGCUCUACAUUGUGUAACAAGGAGGGAAGUUUGGGAUCUAGUGGGUGACCGUGAAGACGCAGGUUUCUUCAUCAGUGGGAGCACAGACUGCACAGUGAGCUUCGCAUUUUUAUUUGCUUCUACCAUACAACUCCAUUCACAAGAGUCUAUCCUGUAAAGAGUUAUAUUAAUUCUUUCAGCAAUCUUUCAGGUUAAGAUCUGGGAUCCUAGUUUACCCGUUGAUUAUGACUUAUGCUAUUGAAUAUAUUCAAAGUGGGCAGCGAAGACUCAUAAAGUAUACACCCAAGAGGAACUUGACAAGGUCCGCAUUGAAGUAGCUGACUAUUUGCAGACUUUCCUAUAGAUGCUGACUCUACCAAAGUGAUUUUGAGUAAGGCUAGCUAGAUUUUUUAGAAUCAUUUUGAAGUAGAACGUUGUACAGUUGCAGGUGAACUAAACUGCAUAUAGUUAUUGCAAUGGUCUAUUUUGGGCUAGCCUUGAUGUAGGUUGGGGUGUUUUUGCCUAUUUUUGAAACUAUUAACAAUUCUGCUGUUCGACAGAAAUUAAUGCAAUGCCCCAUAUUCAAUUAAUUCAGAA
Molecule: messenger RNA, 2055 nt
Organism: Rosa chinensis
Lineage: Eukaryota; Viridiplantae; Streptophyta; Magnoliopsida; Rosales; Rosaceae
Product: DENN domain and WD repeat-containing protein SCD1
Exons: 8
Coding region: 848-1636 (262 amino acids)
Biological process (GO): regulation of Rab protein signal transduction
Cellular component (GO): cytoplasmic vesicle
Molecular function (GO): protein binding
Source: RefSeq, a predicted model, not a curated record